CUGGAGAUCGCGCAAGGUCCGCAACGUGCGCGAAUGUGCGGCUUUGGCGACAAGGACAGGCGGCCCAUCACACCCCCACCGUGCGUGAGACUCAUCAUCAAAGACAGACAGACUGGAACAACUACACGCAACUUGAUUGGUGCGGUGGUCGCUUCAGCCUUUAAACUGCAAGACACAGAAGACAACCUCGGCAUUUGGUUUGUGCUUUCGGACCUCAGUGUCCGCACUGAAGGCGUCUUUCGUCUCAAGUUUAGCUUCUUCAACCUUACAGCUGAUCAGGAGAAUCUUCUUGACCAAGGCUCCUCAGCCGUGAUCUGCACUGGCUUCUCUGAGCCCUUUACAGUCUACUCUGCCAAGAAAUUCCCAGGCAUGAUAGAGUCGACAGAACUCAGUCGUCGCUUUGCGGCACAAGGUGUGAAGCUGGCCGUUCGC
Molecule: messenger RNA, 432 nt
Organism: Protomyces lactucae-debilis
Lineage: Eukaryota; Fungi; Ascomycota; Taphrinomycetes; Taphrinales; Protomycetaceae
Product: velvet factor-domain-containing protein
Exons: 3
Source: RefSeq, a predicted model, not a curated record